Anthostomella pinea is the source of this 606-nucleotide messenger RNA. The record is from the annotation of a GenBank genome assembly. Lineage: Eukaryota; Fungi; Ascomycota; Sordariomycetes; Xylariales; Xylariaceae.
AUGCGAAAGUGUAUCCUCGCAGUCUUGGCUGCGAUCGUCACGAUCGUAACCGCAGACUUCAACGCCACUGGCCCGCUUGUACUACGCAUCACGGGCAAGACGGACUCUUCAAUCGACGGAUAUGCGAAUGCUUGCCAUGCCAGCGCGGCGACAAAGGGGCUCUGCUAUACCGCAGGACCAGCGCCAGACAACAGCACCGACUACCAGUUCUACUACAACUACACCUUUUCCGAGACUGGUAGGCAGCCAGGGAUCUUGACCUACAACGGCGGAGAAACUACGCCAGCGCUCAUGCGGUUCGACUUCGACCUCGUUUCCAAUGUCGCGACCGCCUUGUUCCUUACUGACACCGGCGGCUCGUACAUCAGCAUGGACCCCGACAGUGGCAAGUUCUAUACCGGCCCCACCACGGACGACUUGGGCUUCACCGAGACGGGGCCCGGGCCGGACGGUCAACUUAAGAACGUGACGAAUUUCCACUUGUGUAACCUGUGGACUGGAGACUAUUAUAAUGGUGCGAUCGCGUUGGUGUCCGUGCCGCCGGCGCAGAAUCCAACCUGCCAGCCGGUUGACUUGACGGGAGAAGUGAUUAGCGGAGGUUCGUGA